Messenger RNA from Cynocephalus volans (Philippine flying lemur), 2816 nucleotides. RefSeq names its product protection of telomeres 1 (gene POT1). Lineage: Eukaryota; Metazoa; Chordata; Mammalia; Dermoptera; Cynocephalidae. Gene Ontology annotation, cellular component: chromosome, telomeric region; nuclear telomere cap complex. The coding region runs from base 540 to 2462 and encodes 640 amino acids. Gene Ontology annotation, molecular function: telomerase inhibitor activity; G-rich strand telomeric DNA binding. Gene Ontology annotation, biological process: telomere capping; regulation of telomere maintenance via telomerase. The transcript is spliced from 20 exons. The record is from RefSeq and is a predicted model, not a curated record.
GACGUCAUGGGCGCGCCGGGCUAAACUCUUCCUAGUUUUCUUUCUUGCGGCAAACUGUCAACUUCCCUAGUUGAAUUUGAUCACUGUGAAGCAGAAGUGAUGUGCCGUUUGAAUUAAUAAAGAAAGUUAAUGAUGUGCCUGAAGUUCAGCCACUGAGUAAAUUACAAAAAGUAGAUUUCAGAUCCAUACAGCCAGGUUGUGAUUAAAGCAAGAAAUAUAUCCAGGGAAAACUUUCACUUAUCUCUUCUUUAACUUAUCAUGGAAAUGGAACUGCUGUUUUGAAGAUCGGACUACAAGAAAAAGAAAAUUGAAAUUCAGAGGUCAACACCAUCAAUGUAUUAUUUUUCAGAAAAUUAGCAAAGGACAGUGUGAAAGUUUUCUGUGAAGGGGACACCAUUGCUGUGACUGGAUUUAUUGUUUUGUCAUCACCUUCCACAAGCAGAGAUGGUAAAUUUUGCAUAUUUUUGAAAGCGUUUGAAAACUUCAAAUCAACUGUUUAUGUUUAUGUUAAAUCUGUAAGAGAUUUUUCUACAGAAUCAAUGUCUUUGGUUCCAGCAACAAAUUAUAUAUACACACCCCUGAAUCAACUUAAGGGUGGUACAAUUGUCAAUGUCUAUGGUGUUGUAAAGUUCUUUAAGCCCCCAUAUCUAAGCAAAGGAACUGAUUAUUGUUCAGUUGUAACGAUUGUGGACCAGACAAAUGUAAAGUUAACAUGCCUGCUCUUUAGUGGAAACUAUGAAGCCCUUCCAAUAAUUUAUAAAAAUGGAGAUAUUGUUCGCUUUCACAGGUUGAAGAUCCAAGAAUAUAAAAUGGAGACUCAGGGUAUCACCAGCUCUGGUUUUGCAUCUUUGACAUUCGAGGGAACUUUGGGAGCACCUGUAAUACCUCGUACUUCAAGCAAGUAUUUUAACUUCACUGCUGAGGACCACAAAAUGGUAGAAGCUUUACGUGUUUGGGCAUCUACUCAUAUUUCACCUUCUUGGACAUUACUAAAAUUGUGUGAUGUUCAGGCAAUGCAAUAUUUUGACCUGACCUGUCAACUCUUGGGCAAAGCAGAAGUGGAUGGAGCAUCAUUUCUUCUAAAGGUAUGGGAUGGCACCAGAACACCAUUCCCAUCUUGGAGAGUCUUAAUACAAGACCUUGUUCUUGAAGGUGAUUUAAGCCACAUCCAUCGGCUACAGAAUCUGGCAAUAGACAUUUUAGUCUACGAUAACCAUGUUCAAGUGGCAAGAUCUCUGAAGGUUGGAAGUUUUCUUAGAAUCUAUAGCCUCCAUACCAAACUUCAAUCAGUGAAUUCAGAGAACCAGACAACUUUGUUAAGUCUAGAGUUUCAUCUCCAUGGAGGUACCAGUUAUGGUCGGGGAAUCAGGGUCUUGCCAGAAAGUAACUCUGAUGUGGAUCAACUGAAAAAGGCUUUAGAAUCUGCAGAUUUGGCAGCUAAUCAGCAUUCAGAUGGUAUCUGUCAAUUAGAACAUGAGGACAGCUUUCCAACUGUUUCAAGCUCUGGAUCAGUAUCAUUAUAUGAGGUAGAAAGAUGUCAACAACUGUCUGCCACAAUACUUACAGAUCAUCAAUAUUUGGAGAAAACACCACUGUGUGCCAUUUUGAAACAAAAAGCUCCACAACAAUAUCGCAUCCGUGCAAAAUUGAGGUCAUAUAAACCCAGAAGACUCUUUCAGUCUGUUAAACUUCAUUGUCCUAACUGUCGUUCAUUACAAGAAGUUCCACAUGAGGGUGAUUUGGAUGUAAUUUUGCAAGGUGGUGCAAUUAAAACCCCAGAUAACAAACUACAAGAUACAUCAUUAUAUGAUUCAAAAGUCUGGACCACUAAAGGUCAAGGAGGAAGAAAAAUAGCUGUUCAUUUUGUGAAAAAUAAUGGAAUCCUUCCACUAUCAAAUGAAUGUCUGAUUUUGAUAGAAGGAGGUACAUUCAGUGAAAUCUGCAGACUUUCACAGAAGUUUCAUAGUGUAAUUCCUGUGAGAUCUGGCCUUGAAGACUUGGAACUCCUGGACCUUUCAGCACCAUUCCUUAUACAAGGAAAAGUACAUCACUAUGGGUGUAAACAGUGUUCUAGUUUGAGACCAAUACAAAAUCUAAAUUCUCUGGUUGAUAAAACAUCAUGGAUUCCUUCUUCCGUGGCAGAAGUACUGGGUAUUGUACCCCUCCAAUAUGUGUUUGUUAUGACAUUUACUCUUGAUGAUGGAACAGGAGUAUUAGAAGCUUAUCUCAUGGAUUCUGACAAAUUCUUCCAGAUUGCAGCAUCAGAAAUCCUAAUCGAUGAUGACCUUCAGAGAAGUAUGGAUAUGAUCAUGGAUAUGCUUUGCCCUCCAGGAAUAAAAAUUGAUGCAUAUCCAUGGUUGGAAUGCUUCAUCAAGUCAUAUAACGUCUUGAAUGAAAAUGGAGUAGAGCAACAAAUUUGCUAUCAGAUUUUUGACACCACAGUUGCAGAAGAUCUUGUCUAAUGUUGCCAUUCAACUUAACAUAUGUAAAAUGUAAUUUUUAAAAACAUUACUCUUUUCUAUGAGAUUGUUAUAAACACGUAAGAGAUUUAGCUGUUUUUGAACUAACAUCCACAUUUCCUUUUUAACUAAUAUUUGAGAUUUUUUUGACAAAUAGACUUUAUGUUAUCUUGAUGCCUUCUUGCAAGUAUGUUAACAAUGUUCCUGUUUCUCAAAAUAUCCAUAUGAUGGCUUCCAGGGAUAUAAAAGAACAAGAGUCAUCGAAUAAGGACUAUUUUUUCACUUACUCUUUGCAGUUCUCUUUUCAGAGAAGCUAUUUUGUUACCCGACACUAAAAAGCACUUUUCCUAUUGGUUU